AUGCUACGGGUAAAACUCUCUAUCUAUCCAUCUAUCUACCUAUCUAUCUAUCUAUCUAAUAUCUUUGUUUAUUUUCAACUAAUUUUCUUGCCUCGAUAUUUUUCUUCUUUCAAGCGCCGUCUCCUUCGGCCGCUCACAGGUGAUUAUCUUUUAAUAUCGAGUCUUACUCCUAGGUUGCAUGCUAUUUCUUUCUUAUAUACGUCACAUUCGGUGCCUGUCCUUGAAAAUGUCCAUGGAUUCGAUUAUAGAUGCUUUUUUCUUUCUUUCUUUCUUUCUUUCUUUCUUUCUUUCUUUCUUUCUUUCAUUUUGAUUUUUUCUUUCAUUUUUAUUUUGCUUUCCUUUUUUUCUUUUCUUGUUUCUUGCGUUCGGUUUCUUCAUUUUUCAUUGCUUUUUCUCUUUUUCUUCUAUUUUGAUUUAUUUAAUUUUUAUUCCGUUUUGUUCUAUUUUAUUUCCUUUCUUUCUUUUUCAUUUUUCUUUUUUUCUAAUCUUUCUUUCAUUUUCAUAUUUCUUUCUUUCUUUUUCAUUUUUCUUUCUUUCUUUUUCAUUUUAUUUGAUUUCUUUUUCAUUGCUUUCUUUCUUUUUCUCCCAUGUUGA
Acanthosepion pharaonis is the source of this 594-nucleotide messenger RNA. Lineage: Eukaryota; Metazoa; Mollusca; Cephalopoda; Sepiida; Sepiidae. The record is from the annotation of a GenBank genome assembly.